UGGGAUGAGUGCAAGAAGGCCUUUCUUGCUAAGCUUUUCUCCACCGGUCGCACAUCCAAGCUAAGGAGUGAGAUUUCGAGUUUCGUACAGAGAAACAAUGAGACUUUUGCUGAGGCUUUGGAGAGAUUCAAGGGCUACACAAGUCAGUGCCCCCAUCAUGGCUUCAACAAUGAGUAUUUUCUCUCUACUCUCUAUAGAGGUUGUUUGGCAAGGUAUAGAGAGAUGUUGGACACAGCCAGCAAUGAAAAGUUCCUCAAUCAGGAUGUGGAUGAUGGUUGGCAGCUUGUGGAGAACAUGGCCACCUCAACUGAAUGUUAUGGAGAGAAUUUUGAUAGUACAGACUGGAGCUCGGCCGCGCACUCGAUCUAG
This is a messenger RNA of Microthlaspi erraticum, 369 nucleotides long. Lineage: Eukaryota; Viridiplantae; Streptophyta; Magnoliopsida; Brassicales; Brassicaceae. The record is from the annotation of a GenBank genome assembly.